GCUUUCACCAUCAACAUGGCUGUGAGUCUGACAGACGUUUCUCUGCCUCAGUUAGAGACUUUUAAAGCGCAAAUGGACCAGGAGAUCGAGUUCCUGACCUCCUCCAUCGGGCAACUCAAAGGACAGACAAAGUUUGUGGAAGCGAAGGAGAGUCUUAGUGUUUUGAACCAAAACAAUAAAGGAAAGGAGUUGCUUGUUCCACUCACCAGUUCUAUGUAUGUCCCUGGAACACUGGAUGACGUUGAACAUGUUUUAGUCGAUGUCGGCACUGGGUAUUAUGUUGAAAAGAGUGUGGACGACGCGCAAGGGUUUCUUCAAACGUAAAUUGAUUUUAUUACAAAGCAGAUAGAGUCAAUUCAGCCGGCCUUACAAGAGAAACACACAAUCAGACAAGGUGUAACUGAAGUAAUGAACAUGAAGAUGCAGCAACUUCAACAGAGCCAACAAGGAGCACAAGUCAAGGCAUAAUAAAGACAUGUGAUUCUUGAAAGAGGAGAUAUCGAUGGGCUAGAUUUCUGUUUACUUUACUACACAUGAGGUCAUUAAGGCUGCGUUCACAUUUUCACUCAUGGGAAUUGGGACUAAACCCCACAAUGAAACCAAGACUUCAACUGGACUAACCCAUGUUUAGUACUACUACUACCAAGACAGUGAGGUGAAGUCACAUGAUCCCAGCCUAUUGUCAGUGUGACAAUAGGACAAACACAUCAGAAAUGGGACUAAACCCGGAACGAAACCAAGACUUCAACUGGACCAACCCAUGUUUACUCCUAUGAUCACCAAGACUUAAACAGGGCUCAAACCAGGACAAACACAUUGGAAUGGGGACUAAACCCGGAACAAAACCAAGUCUAAACCCAGAACAAAGCCAAGACUUCAACUUGACCAACCCAUGUUUACUACAACUACCACCAAGACUUAAACAGGGCUCAGACCAGGACGUGAACACAGCCUAGCAUAAAAGUUAGCUUGUUUCC
Molecule: messenger RNA, 977 nt
Organism: Periophthalmus magnuspinnatus
Lineage: Eukaryota; Metazoa; Chordata; Actinopteri; Gobiiformes; Gobiidae
Gene: pfdn5
Product: prefoldin 5
Biological process (GO): protein folding; regulation of DNA-templated transcription
Cellular component (GO): prefoldin complex; cytoplasm
Source: RefSeq, a predicted model, not a curated record